This is a messenger RNA of Astyanax mexicanus (Mexican tetra), 1149 nucleotides long. RefSeq lists its product as uncharacterized. The transcript is spliced from 2 exons. The record is from RefSeq and is a predicted model, not a curated record. NCBI's taxonomy places the organism in Eukaryota, Metazoa, Chordata, Actinopteri, Characiformes, Acestrorhamphidae. The coding region runs from base 118 to 1107 and encodes 329 amino acids.
GGAUGGGAAACCAAUUGGACAGGGAACCAUUUCCCACGUCACCGUUCCUGUCAGAAUGAACGUCAGCGCUCUGCACUCUGAGGAGCUCAGUGUGUCCUAGGUUAUCAACCUCCGCUCAUGCCAUGGUCAGCUGAACCUUCUGAUAUCCCUGCAGUAGAUCAGUGGAUGCGCCGUAGCGAGGAGGUGUGGGAGGAGACUCACAGACGUAUAGAAGCCGUGUUAGAACAACACAAACAGCAGGCUGAUCGUCAUCGUCGUGAGGCCCCGCUCUACUCCCCAGGAGAUCGCGUUUGGCUAUCUACCAGGGAUUUCCGGCUCCCCGAAGGCAACAAAAAAUUAUCAGUUAAGUUUAUUGGCCCUUUUAAAAUAAUCAAAAGAAUCAACGAAGUUACAUACCGUCUUGAAUUACCUUCUAAUUAUCGUGUCUGUCCUUCUUUCCAUGUUUCUUUACUUAAGCCGGUUAUCCCUGGUCCGCUGGAUGAGACCUCGCAUGGGAUGCUGCCUCCUCCGCCUGUGCUCAUGGAUGGUGGACCCGUCUACGCGGUGGAGCGCCUGUUAGACUCCAGAAGGAGGAGGGGAGCCCUGGAGUACCUGGUUGAUUGGGAAGGCUACGGACCUGAGGAGAGAAGCUGGGUUACUGCAGCAGACGUCCUUGACCCAUUGUUGGUGGAAGAAUUCCAUCGGUCGCAUCCGUCUUGUCCAGCACCACGCCCUCGGGGUCGUCCAAGGAGGAGGUCUCCUGACCCUGGAAGGGGUAGGCGCUAUAGGUCUGCUGCUACUCGGUCUCUCAGUUCCGUCCGCGGCUCCAGGAGGGGUCGUCCCAGGACCAGGGGUCGUCCCAGGACCAGGGCUCCUGUUCAGGCUAUCCCCGCUUCGGGUUCUCGUGUCCGUCGGGCCUCCGGGCGGAGAGGGGCGGUUCCUGUGUGUCGUCCUCGUCCUUCGGUUCUUUCGGACUCCUCGGGGGGAGGUACUGUCAGGUCUCUAGGAUCUCCUCUCACACACCCGAACUCUAUUUCCCAAAAUCCCACUGGCCAUGACGUCACCGUCAGCCGCUCACUCUCACCCAAUCGCGUUACGCUCCCCCGUUCAGAGUCACCUGUAUUCUAAGAAGUUCCGGUUCAUAGUAAUUCCAUGUUUUGUAUAUAUAGG